Molecule: messenger RNA, 480 nt
Organism: Auxenochlorella protothecoides
Lineage: Eukaryota; Viridiplantae; Chlorophyta; Trebouxiophyceae; Chlorellales; Chlorellaceae
Product: RNA exonuclease 4
Exons: 5
Coding region: 1-480 (159 amino acids)
Biological process (GO): rRNA processing
Cellular component (GO): nucleus
Molecular function (GO): 3'-5' exonuclease activity; nucleic acid binding
Source: RefSeq, a predicted model, not a curated record
AUGGUGGGCGUCGGGCCCGACGGGGAGAGGUCCUCCCUGGCAAGGGUGUGUAUCGUGAAUGCUGAAGGCGGCAUCCUGCUGGAUGUCCAUGUGCAGCAGAAGGAGCGGGUCACCGACUACCGCACCAAGUUCAGCGGCAUCCGACCCAAAGAUCUGGACCAGGCUUGGCCCCGGGAGGUUGUGCAGGCCUGGGUCAAAGACCUGGUGACAGGCAGGGUCCUGGUCGGCCACGCGCUGCACAACGAUCUGGAGGCGCUCGAGAUGAGCCAUCCAGCGACAGGGUCGCGGGACACGGCCAGAUACCCGCCCUUCAUGUUCCAGCAGGCACAAGGGGGGAGGUACAAGUCGCGGUCCCUCAAGCAGCUGUCUGCUGAGGAGCUAGGACUGAGCAUUCAGGAUGGGGAGCACUCCCCAGUGGAUGACGCCCGGGCCGCGCUGUACCUCUACCUCAAACAUCGCAAGGUGGGGAGCGGGGUGUAA